GAAUAUGGGGAGAAUUGCCAUGCAAGAUCCCCGAGACUGCCAGAGGAAGAUUGAGAUUAUAGCUUUCUACUUUCCUGGGCGUCGUACGGACUGGGACUGUGUGUGCGGCUGUUCGUUCUUGGCCAACUUCUUCCGGCUGCCGACUCCCAUGGAGGUGCAGAUGCACGGCGAAGUUCUUCGCUUUACCAAUGCAGAGGCUGCAUUCCAGGCGCUCAAGUUCAAGGACCAUGCGAAGGUGUUCCAGACUCUGGACGGCGAAGGUGCGUUUCAGAAGAAAGCUGCUCUACGAGGUCUGCUAGCAUGA
This is a messenger RNA of Symbiodinium sp. CCMP2592, 304 nucleotides long. NCBI's taxonomy places the organism in Eukaryota, Dinophyceae, Suessiales, Symbiodiniaceae. The record is from the annotation of a GenBank genome assembly.